AUGGCAGAGGCUAAGGAGCAGGAGUUUGUCCAUGAGGUUUAUAAUGACAUUGCGUCACAUUUCUCGCAGACCAGAUACAAGCCGUGGCCUAUAGUGACCAAAUAUCUUGAAGAUCAGCAGACAGGAAGUGUAGGCAUCGAUGUGGGAUGUGGUAACGGCAAGUAUCUGGAUAUAAACCCCAAUGUGUUUUUGAUCGGUUCAGAUCGAUCGUGUAACCUCGUGGAGCACGCACAUGAGCGGAACACACGGUGCAACGUUAUGGUUGCGGACGGUCUGCGAUUGCCGCAUCGGGACGAGAGUUUUGAUUUUGCGAUAUCCAUAGCCGUGGUGCACCAUUGGUCGACCCGCCAGCGCCGUGUAGAUGCCAUAGCCCACAUUUUGAGCAAAGUGAAACCCCAGGGCACAGCGUUGAUCUACUGCUGGGCUUUGGAACAAGCCAGCUCACGAAGAGGCUACCAUGAAGGCCAGGAGCAAGAUGUGUUGGUACCUUGGGUCUUACAAGGACCUCAUGUGAAGAGCUCGUCGAAUACAGGUACGAAACUGCUGAAAACUGCAAGGCCCAAAGGUCCGGACUUGACCAAUGUACCACCAAAGGAAAGAUCAGCUGUUGUUCAACAGUGGAAACAGCAGCAAGAAGAGAAGAGAGCUACGCAGCAGGCACAAGAAACUGAUAUAGAAUCGCAAACGGGUCCCAAGAAAGACAUCAUAAACACCAAAUAUCGCUAUUAUCAUCUAUACAAAGAAGGUGAGCUCGAACAGGACUGUAUUAGUGCUGGAGGCCUAGUUGUUGGGGCUGGCUACGAAAAGGAUAACUGGUAUGUAAUUGUACAGCGACACUGA
This is a messenger RNA of Lachancea lanzarotensis, 840 nucleotides long. RefSeq names its product LALA0S02e00254g1_1 (gene TRM9). Lineage: Eukaryota; Fungi; Ascomycota; Saccharomycetes; Saccharomycetales; Saccharomycetaceae. The record is from RefSeq and is a predicted model, not a curated record. Gene Ontology annotation, cellular component: nucleus; cytoplasm. The coding region runs from base 1 to 840 and encodes 279 amino acids. The transcript has a single exon. Gene Ontology annotation, molecular function: S-adenosylmethionine-dependent methyltransferase activity; tRNA binding. Gene Ontology annotation, biological process: tRNA wobble uridine modification.